AUGCAUCUGCGCGGCCCCAUGAACCUGACUCAACUCGCCGUUUACACGCUGCCUGGGACUGUCUCUGGCAAACGUAGCUCGUCGACGGAUUUCUCAAGCUCGACAACUCUGUUCUCUGCUAGUGCAACGACUACUAGGGAAAAUUCAACUCCGACGACUUUCCAGUCGGUGUUCUCCACAUACGCGACCUCUACCGAUAGCGACAGUCAGAGCAGCGUAGCGACAACCUCCACAGAUCCAUCGAGCUCACUACAGCCAUCGACCGUCGUCAAGGCAGACGCAGGGUCAUGGAGUCGGGUCGCAUACUACCAAUCUGCAGCUUCAGCUCAAGCCACUGGAUUCGCGUUCCUUAACAACCGAGGCAACGAUGCGGUGUCGGGAACAUGGGACUCGACCUUCGGCAACUCGCUCUCUUACGCGUCCAGCGACGGGACUACGUGUGCGAACAUCAGUACUCCCUUCAACGGCAAUCUCUCGACCUCCGAGGUCGAGCUGGCGGUAUUCACGAACCAAGUCUGUAACGGAGAUUGCGACUACACUCGUCCUAAAUCUGUAGCCCAUCAUGGUUGGAGCGGUGAAGCAAAGGCCUUCUUUAUCGAGUUCCAGGCGGAUCACUAUAACAACACUCCAGGUUCCAAUCAAGGGUUGAUCCAAGACGCUCCGGCCUGGUGGUUCCUCAACGCCAAUAUCCCGCGGAUCCUCCAGUAUGGAGACGAUCGGAACGGAAAUCCUUGCUCUUGUUGGGCCUACGGCUGUGGCGAGUUCGACGCAUUUGAGAUCCUCGAGAUGGGAGAGAUGCGUGCCAAGUCGACGCUCCAUCGCCAGGGAAAUAUAGAGGGGGGAGACUCAAACUAUUUCCUUCGCCCGGUCGGGAAGACUAUCAAGGUCGCCGUUGUCUGGAACGAUUACGACAUCACGGUUGCCAUUCUGGAUGAUAGCUUCUCAUUCAGCGAGACCCUCACUGCCAGCCAGAUUGCUGACAUCGUCUCCUACUCUGAGCAAAGUAACACAGAUUCGCUGUUUGCUAUUGGGACUUAAUGCGACAUCAAUCUCCGACUUCUUUGCUGUUUGCCAUCUGGCAUUUGCAGCGUCGUCAGUCUCAGAUUUCUUGAAUGUAGCUUGGAGGCUUUGGAGGAACGGAAGGAUUUUCCGAGAAGUUUGGUAUGGGGCAUAUCGUCCACCGAUGUAUAGUAG
This is a messenger RNA of Mytilinidion resinicola, 1194 nucleotides long. RefSeq lists its product as uncharacterized. Lineage: Eukaryota; Fungi; Ascomycota; Dothideomycetes; Mytilinidiales; Mytilinidiaceae. The coding region runs from base 1 to 1038 and encodes 345 amino acids. The transcript has 4 exons. Gene Ontology annotation, cellular component: fungal-type cell wall. The record is from RefSeq and is a predicted model, not a curated record.